Molecule: messenger RNA, 1122 nt
Organism: Knipowitschia caucasica
Lineage: Eukaryota; Metazoa; Chordata; Actinopteri; Gobiiformes; Gobiidae
Source: the annotation of a GenBank genome assembly
AUGGACACCAACCACUGCACCUCCAGCCACGACUCCGUGAAGCUGAUCAAGUUCGCGGACGACACCACCCUCAUUGGACUCAUCUCCAACAACGAUGAGUCCGCCUACAGGAGGGAGGUGGACCGGCUGGUGUCCUGGUGCAGUGGUAAUAACCUGGAGCUGAACGCCCAGAAGACAGUGGAGAUGAUUGUGGACUUCAGGAAGAGCACUGUCCCCCCGCCCCCACCCUCCGUGAUGGACUCCCCCAUCACCUCUGUGGAGUCCUUCCGUUUCCUGGGCACCACCAUCACCCAGGACCUCAAGUGGGAGCCGACCAUCAGCUCCCUCAUCAAGAAGGCCCAGCAGAGGAUGUACUUCCUGCGGCAGCUCAGGAAAGCCAAGCUGCCUGCACAGAUGUUGGUGCAGUUCUACACGGCCAUCAUCGAGUCCAUCCUCACCUCCUCCGUCACCGUGUGGUUCGCUGGAGCCACAGUCAGGGACAAACAGAGACUACAGCGCAUUGUGCGCUCUGCAGAGGAAGUGAUCGGCCGCAGCCUUCCAUCGCUGCAGGACCUGCAGGACAACAAGGCUUACCCCAUCUCAGGUCCUUCCACCCCUGCUGCGCCUCCUUUCUUCCACCAUCCCUCUCCAACCCCUGUCUCACAAAAAAAACACGAUAGUGGCUGCACUCUGGCUGAGGCUCUAAUUGAUCUGCCCGGGACCAGCGCGGCUCCUCGGCACUUGGCUUUGUGGGAUUCUGCAGGGGGAAGGACCACCGCCUCUCCUCACACAGCUCUGGGCACAUGUGCUUCUCUUUGUGGAUCGGUGCUGUCCUCGGGCGUCGGGAUGAGCCGCUGCAUUCACCGGUGGCCAAUCAAACGAAUUCCACUUGCUUUUUUGGACCCGGCCGCGUCUCUCACUCUCACCACUUUUACAGCCAGCCUGCGAUAUCUCUGCCCACACCAGAUGACCAACUGUUCCACUGCCUCUUGUCGGGGGCCAGGGAUCACCACAAGGCUCCCAGACAUUAAAAUGACUCACCUCUCGCCGUCUCAUCCGCGUGAAUCCGGAGCCCAAUGCAUCCACUUCAUCAUCGCAAAAGGGUCCGGGGAUGAAGUCAUGUUCGGCUCAAGUGGGAGGUAG